Molecule: messenger RNA, 1488 nt
Organism: Chara braunii
Lineage: Eukaryota; Viridiplantae; Streptophyta; Charophyceae; Charales; Characeae
Source: the annotation of a GenBank genome assembly
GACGUAGUAAGUUUCUUACCUCAAUCUGAGUGGCGGAUGAGUAGAAGGGUUGAGAACCCUGGCGGUCGUUGUUAUCGGAAUAACGCUCUAUCGUAUGUCCGGACGCGGGAGAGGGAAAGCAAGCGGGCGACGGGGCCGCUGGUCCAACUGCAGACGCUACUGGAUGGAGGGUAAUAACGCGAACCCAGGUGGGCAAACAGCGGCGAAUUCAGUCCAGUACAGCGGUGGCAACCCCGCGACUAACGUCUACCCGCCGGGGGUGAACCCAACUCAGUUCCCCUCGACAUUCCAUGCUCCUCCUCCUGUGAUGCCCGUUAUUGGGCAGACUACGGGGUCAAGUAUGGCGCCUCCUGCGCCAGCGCAGUACCAGACGGUUGCCCCGGUGGUGAACCCCUGGAUGAUGCCUCCUUGGCAGAACGCGAGUCAGUGGCCGGUGAAUGGGCAGUGGGUGGGACAGCCCCCUAUUCCGCCACCUGCAAGUAAUCAGCAACAUAGUAAUCAAGUUCAACCCCUGAAUCAACAAGCAGUCGUUCCUCACAACCCUGGGAAUGGUCACGACACUGGGAAGGGCCCAGCUGCGAACGCUUUCCCGGGGCUGGGGAAUCGGGCAUAUUUUACGAAGGAGUAUAUGGAUAUUCUGGAGGAUAUCAAGAUGAGCAAAGCGGUGGAAGAAGCUCGGAAGAAGAUUGCCAGUGGGCGGCGUGGCGGCUUGCAAAAUCAGGAUUCGCCUGAUGAAGGCAGCAGAUCGGAAGUGCGCUCUGCGGACAAGGCGCGCUCCGCUGAUAGGAGUGAGGAAAUGAAAGCUUGGGUGAUGGCAACACUAGGUGAUUCGCAACAAGACCAAGUCAUGCUCGAAAAGGAUCGUGGUAUCAUCCGACGAAGAGAGGGUGGCACGGUGAAGCAGAAUUUGCAGCCAAGGAUGGAAUCGAGCAACGAACUGGCGGAUAUCAAGCUAAUGUUAGUUGCCCUCCUACAAGGGAUCAGUGAUGCCAAAGGAAAGGCACCGGUCAUACUACCGAAGCCGGUUAAAGAAGAAGCGAGUCCGAAAUCAGAGGGGCAUGAUGACGUCGAUAUAGCUCAGAAUGAACCCAAUGACGAGGAAGAUGAAGAUGAUGAAGGAGGGUUGGCCGCAUACAUGAAGCUGCGUCAAGAGUUCUACAGCUCCUUGCACUACACCCGUGUGCAAGAGCUUUGUAAGCAGAAGAAUAUACAGUACUUCCGGAAGGACGCAGGCGCUUGGGAGCUUGCAAGGCUGGACCUGCAGGAAUAUGCCAACUUGCUGAAGGAGGAGAAGCCGGCGCGCGGAGCCGAAUCAUCUCGACCAACCACGUCCCGCUCCAAUGGAACCGCUGACAAAGACCCCGACCUGGAUAACUCGGUAAAGGGAAACUGAAGUGGGGUUCACAUCGGGCAUUGCGCCGGGCUACAAAUAGAAUCACUAGAUUGAAGCUCGAGGUUGAGGGAGCGUUACGAGUUCUCCUAGAUCGA